CCGCUGCCAACAUGUAAGUAAAAUAGGGCGGGUAAUGUUAUUGAUCGCGCUCAACCCUCAGCCCCACUAGUGCGCCCCUCGCGAGAGCGCCGACUCGCGUAAUACAUCAACAUUGCAUUGAAUUUACUAUUCGCAUACGAUGGAUACAAACGCGAUGACAACGUCCGGUUUGUUAGAGUGGGAACUCUCCCUACCAUCUGAUCAGAUAAUAUCGCACGGGUGGUAUCACGGAGCGCUCAGCCGGACGGCAGCGGAGAGCCUGCUGCAGCAGGACCGGGAGUUUCUUGUCAGGGAGUCUUCCUCUCAACCGGAUAAUUUCGUGCUAAGUUGCCGCUCCAACGGACAACACCUGCACUUUGUGAUCCAGAGGAUUAUUGUCCAUCCGGAUACAGUUUUUGAAAGAUAUCAGUAUCAAUUCGAGGACGAAGCUUAUGACACUGUUGCAGAUCUCAUAACAUCAUACGUCGGAUCGGGGAAACCGAUAUCGGCAGCAUCUGGAGCUCGAAUUCAGUAUCCCGCCAAUCGAAUGAUGCCUUUAACUAAUUAUAUAUCAGGCGAAGACUCGGGUGCUAUGGUGUCACCGAAUGGUGAAAGUAACUACGGAAAUGCAUACAGCCUAUACAGUCAUUUUGCUGCGAAGCCCGGUGGAUCCCUGCGAGUGCCUUUCAAGAAACAGCGGUCACAUUCGUUGACGCCGAUAGAUAUGACUCAGCAUGUCACACACGGUAAAAGUGCAAGCGCUGAUGGUGUCAUUCAAAGUCAAACAAAUAAGCAUGCGAAGAUUUUCUCGAGCGAAUCAAACUCAAAUUCUAACACUUGGGACGCCAAUCUGCCGACGAGUCCACCCGCGAAGCCAGCAAGAUACGAGGGUCCCAAAGCGGACGACAGACGGUUGGAGCUUCACAGACUGUACCAUGUUUCGGGAUCGGAUUCCGGCAACGGUUCCGGCGACUCUACACAAAGUUCAGCGCACAGCGACCCGAACAAUAAAUCGAGAAACGAACCUGACUACAACCUCGUUAAUACUCCAACUAACAAGCUCCAGUUCGAUUUUGAACUGACAGAAGCGAAACUCUUGCAAUUAGAGCAUUUAGAUUAUAUUGUAGAGUCACGAAUAAAUCUUGAGAAUUUCCAAUCUCAGAUUAUACCACCCACAUUGACCAAGCCUUUGGAGUCUGAAACAUUACACACCAUAAAGCUAUUACUACGAACAUCGGGUCCACGAAUACUAGCAAACCAUAUGACCAAAGUUGAUUUGCAUUUUCUCUUGGAGGAAUCUGUACAAAUAGAAAAACUUGAUAAAACUGCGUCGGGUUUGGAACUUUGCUUCCUUCCUCAAGGACGUGCUCUUCGGCUGAACGUCAUCGAAAGGGUAGAAGCUUUCCGCCUGUUAGUAGCUGUAACUAUUCUUACUUGCCAAACAGACAGACAGAGAGCAGAUACAAUAAAUGAUUGGAUACUUUUGGCUAUUGAAACUAAAACGGCUCUAGGUAACCUUUACGGAUUCUCAGCUAUAAUGUUCGGCUUGUGUAUGCCUCAGGUGGAGUGCUUGGAGAAUGCUUGGAAUAUUUUAAGGCGAGCUUAUACCGAUAAUGCUUUUAUGUUUGAAGCGAAGUUGAGGCCGUGUUUCAAGAGUAUGAAUGAGGGCACGAACCCUCUUCCCCCCAACACGACCACUCCAUACGUUAUACCACCUGUCCUGUGUUUUCACUUAUUUGACGGAGAAGGCGGAGGUCUAAUGCAACCGGACGAUUCGUUCGCGACCAGCCUCAUGAACAGUCUGGAGUUCGACUUCAACGCCACGGCCGCUCAUCUCGAGGCGGCGAGACUCUUCCCGCAACAAGUUGACAUGUUCAAACGGAACGCGAGAACCGUGGUGCAGGAGAUGUCUUCUCUCGGGCCAAUGUUAGACCCGAUACUUUUAGAGUUAUUCAAGACAGAAUUCCAUAUAAAUUUUCUGUGGGGCGAACGAGGCGCUCUCACCGGCCCCAACCAACGUUUUUCCCGAUUAACGGACAUACUUACUGCGAUGGCCUCCAAGUUAGCGAACCAGCCACCAGACGGCGACGACGCUUUGUAAACGUGUCAUGUAUAUAGUGCACUAUACAGCAUUUUGUAAACAAUAGUUAGUGCAACGAAUCUAUAGCAUUAGAUAGGCGAGCGUAGGAAGACAAGAGAAGCCAACGUCUAGGAAUGGUAAUAUAGAUUUCAAGAUCAGAAUUGGACUUGUGUCAACUUAUCCCUAAAUAUAAAAAGAUAUUAGUAACAUUCUAUCAACAUGUACUAUCUAAGAACGUUGUAAUAUAAGUAUCAUUUUGUAUGUAUUUUUUUAAUAUAUUUGUAUCCAUGUUCCCGUGUUACAGAACACAGUACGCAGGAGGCACACCUGAAUGUCGCUCAAUUUCUAUAAACUCGCACGAGACAGAUUUCGAUAAACACUUCCGAUAAACAUACAACUGUAUUGUAGUAAUUUUUUGUACGUUUUAUAUGAAAUAGAUCAAGCAAUACAUUACAUUAAGUAUAGCAUUUAAAAAAUGUCCCUAUCUAAUAAUAAUAAUUAUCACGCCGUAUUUUAAUCAAAUAUUUUGUAUCUAUCAAUGCGACGUGCACAACCGCUCUCAGCCUGUGAGAGCGGUGACCACAUGCAGUGACGGCAACAGUAAGAAAAAAUUGUAA
This is a messenger RNA of Vanessa tameamea, 2676 nucleotides long. Its product is annotated as breast cancer anti-estrogen resistance protein 3 homolog. NCBI's taxonomy places the organism in Eukaryota, Metazoa, Arthropoda, Insecta, Lepidoptera, Nymphalidae. The record is from RefSeq and is a predicted model, not a curated record. The transcript is spliced from 6 exons. Gene Ontology annotation, biological process: positive regulation of peptidyl-serine phosphorylation; small GTPase-mediated signal transduction. Bases 140 to 2080 code for a protein of 646 amino acids. Gene Ontology annotation, molecular function: guanyl-nucleotide exchange factor activity; phosphotyrosine residue binding.